This is a messenger RNA of Alexandromys fortis (reed vole), 2607 nucleotides long. RefSeq names its product BUD13 homolog (gene Bud13). Gene Ontology annotation, cellular component: U2-type spliceosomal complex; RES complex. The transcript has 8 exons. Bases 546 to 2363 code for a protein of 605 amino acids. The record is from RefSeq and is a predicted model, not a curated record. Gene Ontology annotation, biological process: mRNA splicing, via spliceosome. Gene Ontology annotation, molecular function: RNA binding. NCBI's taxonomy places the organism in Eukaryota, Metazoa, Chordata, Mammalia, Rodentia, Cricetidae.
AGAUUUGAUGAAACCUAUUCAUUUUUUCAUAGUCACAGUAUUGGGAGUGGGAUUUGUUUGACUCCCUCUAAAUGGUAUUUGGAAGCCUGAUCUAGCAUAGUGUCCACCAAAAAGAAUUUAUACCAAUAAAAAUAGCGGGAAUACACUAAUUGUGCUGGACACUUCUAAGCAUUUGGCACAGCAUCCAUUAUUAAAAUGCUGUUCAAUAACUUGCCCCCAGUAGUACAGUUAUGAUCGGGCCCCAUAUUCAAACAGGUGCUAUGUCUGAUCUGAGUUUUCAUCAGGGCAGGAUCUAGUUAAGUCGGCUUUGGCCUCCGGCUGGGACAGUGCCGGCUGAGGGUGUUGCACGUGUGCAUCCUAACAGGAAAGCAAAACCGGACUCUUACAUACACACCCACCCAGCCACCCACCCACACCCAGCAAAGGAGUCAUUACGUCUAUCAGUCUCAUGCUUUGGGCUUCCGCUCCUGGCUCCACCCCCAUCCGUUUCCAGUAGAAGAAGUUUGUCCCCCGCGCCGAGCCGUUGCUCCGCCCUCGCCGCUGCCAUGGCGGCAGCUCCGCCGGUCUCCAAGGCUGAGUAUCUGAAGCGUUACUUGUCUGGGGCAGAUGCCGGCCUGGAAGGAGGUUCAGAGUCCGUUCGGAAGAGGCGCAAAAAACGACCGAAGCCGGGAGGCGCCGCUGGCAAGGGAAUGCGGAUUGUUGAUGACGAUGUGGGCUGGGCAGCUAUCUCUACCACUAAGCCGGAAAAGGAGGAGGAAGAGGAUGGAGAUUUGCCUGUGGUGGCUGAGUUUGUGGAUGAGCGUCCAGAAGAGGUGAAGCAGAUGGAGGCCUUCCGCUCCAGUGCCAAAUGGAAACUCCUGGGAGACCACAGUGAAGAUGGGCAUUUCCGUCAUGAUGAGCAAGAUCCAUCUUCUCCUAGGAGGGUUCGUCAUGACACCCCGGAUCCAUCUUCUAGGAGAUCCCGUCAUGACACCCCAGAUCCUUCUCCUCCCAGGAAGACCCAUCAUGAUACACCAGAUCCGUCUCCUCCUAGGAGGGCCCGUCAUGACACCCCAGAUCCCUCUCCCCCAAGGAGAUCCCGUCAUGACACCCCAGAUCCCUCUCCCCCAAGGAGAUCCCGUCAUGACACCCCAGAUCCCUCUCCCCCAAGGAGAUCCCGUCAUGAUACCCCAGAUCCCUCUCCCCCAAGGAGAUCCCGUCAUGAUGCAGACACAUCUCCUCCUAGAAGGGUCCGCCAUGACUCAGACGCUUCUCCCCCCAGGAAGUCUCAUCGUAAUUCUUCAGGUGUAUCUCCUAGGAGAGGCCAUCCUGGUUCCUCGGGUGUCUCUCCCCCCAGAAGGGCCCAUAACCACUCCCCUGACACAGCCACACAUAGGAGGACUUUUGACACUUCAGACCCACAGCCUCUCAGGAGGGCUCGUCAUGACUCCCCUGAUUUGGAACUGUCCAGAACCAAAAGUAGUAAAGCUGCGGAAAGAUCCUCUAGCAAGACUGUACACCAGAGGGGGCUGGGACCCUCUCACUCAUCACUCUCCAAGAACAGCAAGUACGGGCAGGACUCUGACCUUUCUCCACGGAAACGGCAAGCAAAGGCUCAUGUUGGCGCAAAGAAGCAGCUUGAUCCUAAAGGUGAGCAUAUGGCUGUUUGUUCUCUUGCACAGACUGUACACGUGUAUUCUUGUUCUCUUGCACAGACUGCACACAUGUAUUCCUCUUCUCUUGCACAGACUGCACACAUGUAUUUCUGUUCUCUUGCACAGACUGCACGUAUGUAUUCUGGAGCAAAAACUGGGUUGGUGACUGAUGUUCAGCGGGAGCAGCAGGAUCUCAAGAAACAGGACCAAGACACCACAGCCCUUGGAGCUCAGUUUGAAUUCGCUGAAACGGUGUUUCGAGACAAGUCUGGUCGUAAGAGGAAUUUGAAGCUGGAACGCCUGGAGCAGAGGAGAAAAGCAGAGAAGGACUCAGAGCGAGAUGAGCUUUAUGCCCAGUGGGGCAAAGGGCUUGCCCAGAGCCGGCAGCAGCAGCAGAAUGUAGAGGAUGCAAUGAAGGAGAUGCAGAAGCCUUUGGCCCGCUAUAUAGAUGAUGAAGAUCUGGAUCGGAUGCUGAGAGAACAAGAGAGAGAGGGGGACCCGAUGGCCAACUUCAUUAAGAAGAAUAAGGCUAAGGAGAAUAAGCACAAGAAAGUGAGGCCUCGCUAUAAUGGCCCUGCACCUCCUCCCAAUAGAUUCAAUAUCUGGCCUGGAUACCGCUGGGAUGGAGUGGACAGAUCCAACGGCUUCGAACAGAAACGCUUUGCCAGGCUUGCCAGCAAGAAGGCUGUGGAGGAGCUUGCCUACAAGUGGAGUGUGGAGGACAUGUAGCUUCUCCGAGGCUGUGCGGUGCUGUGGUGGUGGUGGUGGCACAGGACAGCCCGACAUCCAGCUUGUCUUGCUAGACACAGACCAGCAACUCGCGGUCAGUUCUGACCUUUGGACUAGGCACCUACCCUUGGCUGUGUCCCUGCUGUCUGACUGGCUUUGGCAGGACACAGUGACUUCUCUAUCCCAGGGCUUGUUCUUAGCCAGUGUUUUUCUUCUUAUUUUUAAAAAUAAACACAUAUUUAUU